AAAAAAAACAAAAAAACAAAAAACAAGAGAAAGCAACCAGUUCAAAAAAAAUAAAAAACAAGAGAAAGCAAACCCAGAAAAAUGUCAGUCUCAUCAUCCACUUCGUUCUCAUGCAUCAGACUCCCAAAUCCAUCACCAACUUCACCUUCACCGUCUUCGUCUAUUUCUUCUUCUUCUUCUUCUUCUUCGUUACCAUCCACAGCCAUUAAAUUCUCCACAACUAAACCUUUUUCAAUACUUAGUAUUCGUAGCUCACAGACAGAGGGGCCUUUGAGAAGACCAGUGGUUCCAGCUCCUCCAAAACCAGUCCCGCCUUCACCACCAACGCCACCGUCCGCCUCUUCGCCGACAGCCACGCCGCAGAAGCCAAAGCCAGUUGUGUUGGUGGAUGAUAAAAAUGUGAUAACGAUGGAGUUUCAGAGGCAAAAGGCUAAGGAGCUCCAAGAGUACUUUAAGCAAAAGAAGCUUGAGGAAGCUGAUCAGGGUCCUUUCUUUGGAUUCAUUGCCAAGAAUGAAAUUGACAAUGGCAGAUUGAUUUGA
Molecule: messenger RNA, 540 nt
Organism: Ilex paraguariensis (yerba mate)
Lineage: Eukaryota; Viridiplantae; Streptophyta; Magnoliopsida; Aquifoliales; Aquifoliaceae
Source: the annotation of a GenBank genome assembly